ACCGCCAUUUUGAAAGUCUUGUUGAUUCGGGGAGUAGGGCGCGCGGCGAGAGCAUCACGCCGGAGCGCGGCCCUCACGCUCUCUCCUCUCUGUCAGCCUCCGGAGCCUCGUCGAACCUCUCGGAACCUUCCAGUGCCUCACGCGCCAGGCUCGCGGCGGCCGGGAGCCCGCGGUCCUCAAGAUGUCCUCGCCGGCCCCCACUGCGGAGGAAGAGGACACCGCCGCCCAGCCCGCAUCCGAGAAGGAGCCCGACAUGCCCGGCCCGAGAGCGGAGAGCGAGGAGGAGGAGGAGGAGGAAGAAGAGGACGACGAGGAGGAUGAGGAGGAAGAGAAAGAAAAGAGUCUCAUCGUGGAAGGCAAGAGGGAAAAGAAAAAAGUAGAGAGGUUGACCAUGCAAGUCUCUUCCUUACAGAGGGAGCCAUUUACAAUUGCACAGGGAAAGGGACAGAAACUUUGUGAAAUUGAAAGGAUACAUUUCUUUCUGAGUAAGAAGAAAACAGAUGAACUUAGAAAUCUUCACAAACUACUUUACAACAGACCAGGCACAGUGUCCUCAUUAAAGAAGAAUGUGGGUCAGUUCAGUGGCUUUCCUUUUGAAAAAGGAAGUACCCAGUAUAAAAAGAAGGAAGAAAUGUUGAAAAAAUUUAGAAAUGCCAUGUUGAAGAGCAUCUGUGAAGUGCUUGAUUUGGAGAGAUCGGGUGUGAAUAGCGAGCUAGUGAAGAGGAUCUUGAACUUCCUAAUGCACCCAAAGCCUUCUGGCAAACCACUGCCAAAGUCUAAGAAGACUCCUAGCAAAGGAAGUAAAAAGGAACGCAAUAGUUCUGGAUCGGCGAGGAAAGCGAAACAAACCAAAUACCCUGAGAUUCUGUCAGAUGAGUCUAGUAGUGAUGAAGAUGAAAAGAAAAACAAGGAAGAGUCUUCAGAGGAUGAAGAUAAAGAAAGUGAAGAGGAGCCACCAAAAAAGACAUCUAAAAAAGAAAAACCUAAGCAGAAAGCUGCUGCUAAAAGUAAAAAAUCUGUAAAAAGUGCUAAUGUGAAGAAAGCAGAUAGCAGCACCACAAAGAAGAACCAGAACAGUUCCAAGAAAGAAAGCGAAUCUGAGGAUAGUUCGGAUGAUGAACCUUUAAUUAGAAAAUUGAAGAAACCACCUACAGAUGAAGAGUUAAAGGAAACAAUCAAGAAAUUGUUGGCCAACGCUAACUUGGAGGAAGUCACAAUGAAGCAAAUCUGUAAAGAGGUGUAUGAAAGUUAUCCUGCUUAUGACUUAACCGAAAGAAAAGAUUUCAUAAAAACAACUGUUAAAGAACUAAUCUCUUGAGCCUGUGAUAGAGGAAGAGGCAGAGGAUGUGUUCGCAUCCAUCUGAAGAUCUGAUGUGUACCCUUAUACCAGCAAAGAGAAUGUAACUCCUUUUCUAAAUCCUUGCUAAGUAUUGUUGGCAGAACUAAACUGCUGACCUUUUACUGUCUUGAGUGUCACGUAAAAUUGAGUUUG
This is a messenger RNA of Ochotona princeps (American pika), 1492 nucleotides long. It is a transcript of the gene DEK, whose product is annotated as DEK proto-oncogene. The record is from RefSeq and is a predicted model, not a curated record. Gene Ontology annotation, cellular component: nucleus. Bases 182 to 1318 code for a protein of 378 amino acids. Gene Ontology annotation, molecular function: histone binding; DNA binding. NCBI's taxonomy places the organism in Eukaryota, Metazoa, Chordata, Mammalia, Lagomorpha, Ochotonidae. The transcript is spliced from 11 exons. Gene Ontology annotation, biological process: chromatin organization; regulation of double-strand break repair.